CAUGUACGAGCGAGAACACUGUGGACGGCUGGUUUUAGGAGCCUGGCCACAAACGCUCUUUAUCUCUCUCCGCCGCUUUUCAUUUAAGCUCGUCACCGCCUUCUGAACCGUGAAAACUGUGCCAGAUCCUAGUUCCUGAACUCUACGACCGCUGCAAUUUGCAUGAUGGCUGAAUCCGGACCCUCCACGUCCGCGGUCUCAACGUCCAAAGCAGAGCAGGACGCCCUGCGCGCGGCGACCUUCCAACGGCUCCAUCCAAAGGUCUAUCUUGAGCGGUUCCUGGCGGAGAAUCUCCGUCCGGAUGGCCGAGAGCUUGACGAUUGGCGGGAGGUCUCGGUGAAUGUAGGGUCAAUUUCCUCUGCGGAUGGCUCUGCUCUGGUACGGAUGGGAGACACUACCGUUGUAUGCGGAGUGAAGGCUGAGAUCGCUGAGCCCGAGCUGGACAGCCCCGAAGAGGGAUUCCUUGUCCCAAAUCUUGACCUCCCCGCGAUAUGUCAUCCGAGAUUCAAACCAGGACCGCCAACGGAGGAAGCCCAGGUGCUCUCGGACAGAUUGAACGAAGUACUCAUCACCUCUGGUGCUAUCUCAACAAAGUCUUUAUGCAUUGAACCUGGCAGGGCGGUCUGGGUCUUGUAUGUCGAUGCGACAUGCAUCAAUUAUGACGGAAACGCGUUUGACGCUACAUUGCUCGCCAUGAUGGCGGCUCUCAAAAACACUCGGCUUCCAAAAGCUACUUUUGAAUCAGAGACAGGCCGCACAGUCUGUUCCAGAAAAACGAAAAUACCUCUCCAAGUGAACCGAUUACCGGUCUCCAUGUCGUUCGGGAUAUUCGACAGCACCCACGUACUCGCCGACCCCACGUCCUUCGAAGAACCCUUGCUCGACACGACCUUGUCCAUUGCAGUAGACGAGAACGGUGGCCUGGUAUCCGUAACUCAGCUCGGAUUGGGGGUCGUCGGCAAAGAAGACGUGCUACCGCAUUGCAUCUCCGCUGCUCGAAAGCGUUGCUCUGGUGUCAUAGGGCUACUUGCCAAUAUAUCAUAGCUGAGGCCCGCCGAUUGUUGGUGUAAGCGAACUGAACAAGUCUACACUACUACGAUGACUAGCAUGCGGCACCCCACCUAGUCCCAAGUACUCACGGGUCAACGUUUCGCGACCGAGCCCUCCAGUGAACGCACGGCAUGGUUCUAUAUGCUACUCUGUCCAC
This is a messenger RNA of Rhodofomes roseus, 1207 nucleotides long. Its product is annotated as ribosomal protein S5 domain 2-type protein. The coding region runs from base 163 to 1044 and encodes 293 amino acids. Gene Ontology annotation, biological process: exonucleolytic trimming to generate mature 3'-end of 5.8S rRNA from tricistronic rRNA transcript (SSU-rRNA, 5.8S rRNA, LSU-rRNA); U5 snRNA 3'-end processing; nuclear polyadenylation-dependent rRNA catabolic process. The record is from RefSeq and is a predicted model, not a curated record. Gene Ontology annotation, cellular component: cytoplasmic exosome (RNase complex); nuclear exosome (RNase complex). Lineage: Eukaryota; Fungi; Basidiomycota; Agaricomycetes; Polyporales; Fomitopsidaceae. The transcript is spliced from 6 exons.